Molecule: messenger RNA, 1249 nt
Organism: Styela clava
Lineage: Eukaryota; Metazoa; Chordata; Ascidiacea; Stolidobranchia; Styelidae
Molecular function (GO): protein binding
Source: RefSeq, a predicted model, not a curated record
ACCAGGAUCUAUUAUUAUGUUCCAAAAGUAGUUUAGUGGCUAGUAAAGCAAUAGUUGUUGAUGUUGAUUCAAAUGCCUAUGAGAAGAAUAAACAAACCUUCAAACAUUUUAUAUUUUGAAUGGAAUUAGUCGUGAACAUUUCUGUCUCUCUUCUUCUAGUUCUUCUAGCAGAGAGACGGCCUAGGUCCGCGCUCGACAGUCGACACUAUAAGACUACUAUGACAGGGAAGACGUUACGGCAUCGCAAAAGUUCUAAUAAAAUUGUCGAGGAACAGGCUGGUGACGAAUAUGCAGCUGAUGCAACAUCGUCGCACAAUGAUAUGGAAAGAUAUGUUAAACUUGGACAUUCUGUGUAUCGAAUGCAAGGUUCAAAACGAGAUCCAAUGUGGGUAACUGCACUAGAGGUAUUCGGAGUCUUACUGGCGUUUUCUCUCAUCUACACGUCCUAUUAUUAUUAUGACCAUCUCCAUUUUCAUGUAUCAAAGGGAUAUGCUCAUUUAGGAUACUCUUCAGCCCAACAUGUCGUUGGGCAAAGAUAUUUAGCUGGAAAAGGAACAGACAAAAAUGAUACAUUAGCCAUGCAAUGGUUCAGGGCUGCUUCAGACCAAGGACACGCAGAAGCAAGUUAUAAUUUGGCUGUUGGACAUAUGCAUGGAUCCCAAACGAAUUUGAAAAGAGGUGAACCUGAAAAGCUUCUUCGAUUUGCAGCUGAUAAAGGAGUCAAAGCAGCCCAUCAUGCACUAAAUUUAUGUGCAAGAAGAGGAUGCGAUUGACACGAUGAUCUCCCCACUCGAUAUCAUUUGUACAAAUGAACUCAGCGCUGGAAAGCGAUAGCUAGUUGUCCAUUUUUGACGAAAUAAAAUAAGUUUUUCAAUCAAAUAAUUUGUGUCGAAUGAACCUCCUAGGCUAGGUGAUAGCAAUAAAAAUUCUAGAAUUGAGGUUCACCAGUCGAGUUCUAUAGCUUCGUCAUGGAUUGUUGAAAAAUACUUUAAAUACGUCAUCACGUUUUGAGUUAUAAUAUAAAGUCGGAAUUCCUCAAACAUUUGAAUAGGUCGUCGUAGUCGUACUAAUAGUUUGGCCUGGUAGUAUCGGGGGAAAAUCAUCAAGACAGCUACCCUGAACUCGGGAAGACUGGCGAGAAAAAGUACCCCAGCUAGACAAACAAAGGAAUCUUAAAGCCCAUACGACACCACCGUGGACCGACCCCAAGGGUCGGAGUCUUUUUUCGGUGCUCCCGAAGUAUGCGAAC